UUUAUUGUACUGUGCUCACCUUGAGAUUUGAUCAGCUGUUCACACAAAUAUUUGUCAACAAAGUGAACAAAAGCGUGAAACGAAGCCAAUCAAUUAUCAAGCAAAUAUAAACAAGAAUUAUUGAUUCAACAUUUAUAUCAAGAAAUUCCAGGUUUAAUUCGGAUGCAUCUAGAAGUCCAAUUAAUUACAGAUGGGAGAUUCUAAGAUAGAAGGAGACGCGGUUCCUUUCGUCCAACUAGUAAGUACUUUAGAAGAGAAAAAAGAAGAUAAACUGAAAGAAGAAGUUGAAGAACAAAAUAAAGAAAAAGAAGAAACUGUAAAAAAGGAAGAAAGAAUGGAUUCAAGAUCUGAAGAUAAUAAAGCAGAAGAAGAAGCUGGAAAAAAGAAAGAAAGAAUGGAUUCAAGAGUUGAAGAUAUUAAAGAAGAGGUCCAAAAACAGGCUUUCCAGAAAGAGAUGGAAGGACAGAGAAUAGUUGUUCAAGGGGGAAAUACGGUCAUAAAUAUUACUCCCACAUUCAAUAUGCAAUUAGGUCCGUCGUUCACUCAAGUGACCGGAUACCAGCCAGCUGGGUUCCAGGGUCAGCACGCUUUCCUGGCGCCAGGUCAAGGUCAGGGUCAACCUUGUCUCCAGGCUCCAAUACCGUCUCGAGACCUCCUUUAUCCUUUGUACAAAUCCCAACGAGUUCUCUCAGAAGACGACAUUGAUCAAAUUUCUAAGCAAAUGGGAAAGGGGUGGAAGGAUGUCGGAAGCAGAUUAAUGUUUAAUUGGAGUCAGCUUGAACAAUUUGAACAAGAUACUUCUUCUCUUUCACAAGCAGCAUUCAAGAUGCUUUAUAGAUGGAUACAGUGGAAAGAUGAACGGGCUACAGUUGGAAAACUCACAAAGGCACUUUUUAUGAGUGAAGAGUUCGACGCCAUACGAGUUCUUCAUGCUUGAUCUAACUAAUUUCUUUCAUUAUUUAAUGAGUGAUUGACUCAAUGCUAGUAAAGUACUUAAUGAGUUUAUAAUUCUAUGCUAGAGUGCUUUUUAGUAAUGAACUCGAUGCUAUUCGAAUGCUUUAUAAGUAGCAGGAUUGAUGCUGUUAAAUUAGUAACAAUUAAAUGCCUUCUUAGAACUUUCUUUUACAAGAAAUGCCACCAAGCGCCGUGCAUUUCAAGUCAAGUUUUGGUUGGAUAUAAUAGAGAAAGUACGACUGUCAUUUUGUUGUUCUUAGGUGUACACUCUAAAACCUAAAGAAGGGUUUUAUUAAAAAUUACUGAAAUUUAUUUGUUUAUUAUCAAAUCAAUCAAUAAAUUCUCAUUCCAUGAUAAAAAGAAAUUAAGUUCAAGUCCUAAAACUAAAUUGUUAAAUGGGUUGAAGACAUAAUUUGAAGUAACUCUAUUUAUAGACUGGCAUGUAUGAUUUACACCGGUACCCCCUAAAUUAGUUGUCAAAUCAAAAAUUGGAGUUUCUGAAUUAAGUGAUUCGCGCAUUUCUGAAUUAAGAAACAAUGCAGGAAACUAUGUGAAAUAUGUAAAUUAUGUGUAGCAUUUGUAUUGUUUAAUCACAAAGCAAUCUUGUUUUACUUCUUGCUUAAAUGGGACUGAAAGCGUGAUUUAAA
This is a messenger RNA of Eurytemora carolleeae, 1601 nucleotides long. RefSeq lists its product as uncharacterized. Gene Ontology annotation, molecular function: protein binding. Bases 191 to 937 code for a protein of 248 amino acids. Lineage: Eukaryota; Metazoa; Arthropoda; Copepoda; Calanoida; Temoridae. Gene Ontology annotation, biological process: signal transduction. The record is from RefSeq and is a predicted model, not a curated record. The transcript is spliced from 8 exons.